Messenger RNA from Oldenlandia corymbosa var. corymbosa, 3665 nucleotides. The record is from the annotation of a GenBank genome assembly. NCBI's taxonomy places the organism in Eukaryota, Viridiplantae, Streptophyta, Magnoliopsida, Gentianales, Rubiaceae.
CGAGCUUCAUAAACAGUCAAAACAUCGAACCUUACUAUAAGACCUCUUUUUCCUUCUCUGCCCCAAUUUGCAUCUUCCUCCCAAUUCCAAAUUUCACUUCAUCUCUUUUUCUCUGUUCUUUCCUACAUAUAUACAUGUACAAAUUAUAGGCUCAAUCAGGCUGUUUUUUUUCCUAGUCCAAUUGGGUCUGCUUAAUUUGUUAGUUACAGAAGGAUUAGGAAAUCGCAAAAGUGAUGAAAUUAGUUUUGCUGGCAAAUAUGGUGUUUUCAAAAGAGGAGAAAUCGAAGAAAGUGUUGAGAUGGGUAAAGACUCUGUUUUUCCUCAUCACCAUGCUUCUGUCGCUGCUGGUAUUUUCAGCGCCGAUUCUGGUGGUCGUCGCCGACGCAGUCCUCCCGUCGGCCUUAUUGUCGGCUUCCCUUUCGCCUUCAUCCCUUUCUCUACGGAGUAUUUCGUCUCACCUAAGCAAUUACGAUUACCGGUAUUCCGUCAUCGACAUACCACUCAUCUCCAUCAUUAGGUCCGCUGUCAUUCUCUGUGUUUACAGUUUGUGUGAUGGACCGAAGCUCUCGAGGGGUCCGUACUUGGGAAUUGCAACGAUGUUUUCAGUAUCUUCGUUGUUAUUCGUUUCGUUGAAGGCUUCAUUCGUGUUUGGGAACAAGGCAAGCAUGACAAUGGAGAGAGGAGAGUAUGUUGGUGGGAUGGAAGUUGCGUUAUUUGCGUGUUCAUUGGGGCUAGCCAUUGGGCACAUCGUGGUGGCAUACAGAACAAGUUGCAGAGAGAGGAGGAAGCUUCUUGUCUACAAGAUUGAUGUCGAAGCUGUAAGUCAACACAACCCUUUUUUUUUUUGCCCCCUUCUUUCUUAAGUUUUGUUUCGAAUUCAAUUAUAUCUGUGAUCCAUUGUGAAUGAUCAGUGUGAACUAAUAAAGAGAUAACGGAACCUUAGCGAAACAGGGUCAUGGUGAAAUUCAAUCAUAUUUAACUUCAUUGAAGUGUUUCUAACUCCAGCAAUUUUCAAAACUCGUGAUGUUAUGAAGUUAGGAGAUAAGUGAGGGUAACUCUGAAUUUCUAAUCAACAUAUUUGACAAAAAUGGAGUUUUUUUCGAAGGUUUUUUUUUUUUUUUUAAUGCUGUGUGAUUAUUAUUCGGGUUUUUAUGAGGUGUGAUUAUUAUGGCUUAAUUAUUUUGCUAAAUAAAUAAAUGAAUGAAUUGCAACUGUUCUGCAAUUUGGUUGGGGCGGGGCCCACUCGCUGUAUCAGGCUGACCAAAUAAACGAAAUUCCUUGGCAUUUCUUUUAAUUUUAGUUGACAUUUAAAAUAGACAAAUAAAAUUGCGUUAGUCUUCUAGAUGGCCGAAUUUGAAAUCCAAAGUUUGACCCAAUCCUGGCAGCCGGAUCAUUGUUUUAGGUGUAAGACAAGUACAAUCAAUUUGCAUAGAGAUCUGAAUAAAUUCGCAUAGAAAUUACUAUUCUAAUAAUUCGUAAGCAACUCCAAUCUUGUUCGUUAAGAGUUAUAACAUCUACUAUUCUAAUUUCAAUCUGAAAUGAAACAAUAAAGAGUUAUAGCAAUAUUUUUUACAAGUCUGUCUAAAAAUUGAGGAGUUGUUGAAAAUAUUACAGGCUUCUGAGAAAUAUCUACUGCUAUGUGACAAUAACGAUAAGGCAUCUAAAAGAAACUUCCUAGUCCUUGUGUACUUUUGUUACGUAUGAUGAUGGAAGCUUUGUACUAAUUUAUGAAACACUUUAAAAUCAAAUCUAUAAGAUAAUCAUUAACUUCAAAUGUUAUCUGCAAGCCCAUCAUCAUUUUACAACUUGUAUACUGUAUUUGGUUUAAAGCGGACUUAAUUACCCAACUUUUUAGCUUCAACUGCAUCAUCAUCAUAUCUAACCCAAUGAAAAAGUUUAUGAGGUGAUCAGAAUUUUUAGCUGGAAAUUUAUCCUGGCUGGGACCCUUUAUGGAAAACGGCCAUAUUGCCAUACUGUUUGUUGUCCUGCAGUCUAAUUUCUUUUCAGCCAGAUGAUCUGGUGUGGGGUUGUAUAGUUAAUACGAACGAGAUUCUAGUUGUUUGAAAUAUUCUGUUCAAGAAUUAUGAAUGAGAAUGGGGCCUUGAGUUAGUAGUUAGUGCACAUAUCAAAUUGGUACAGAACGGAAACCACCAAAAAAAAAAACCAGAUUUUUGUAAAUGGAAGUUGGAUUGUAAAGUGGCUAAUGACAACUCAAAUAGGACCAAUUUGAGUUAUCAUCAUAAGGGGCGCAUAAAUUAAACACACUUGAACAGAAGAAUCAAUCCCAUCAACCCCAGUAUUGGACCAUUUCCAACUAAAACUUGGUGCAUUAAAUUAAAAGUUUGAUGAUUCGUUUGCUGAAUUUUCUUUUAGGCCAUUUGGGUAAGCAAAAGUAACCAUCUUUCUUUUUUUUUGAGGGUCAGUUUUAACCAUUUAACGAUGUUAACAUAUUUGCUUUUUUUUGCAGGUCUCCGCGUGCAAGAAUGGAUUCCCUAGAUACCAAAAGUUACUCCAGAUUGAAAGAGUGAAAUAGAGAUGUGUAAUUUUAACACAUGGAUUCUCUUCAAAUUCUUUUUAUUUUAUUGCCCUUAACUCCAAAGCUUUCGGCCAGAUUCAGGUAACAAUUCAAUCAAUCCUUUUUUUUUAAACAGACUUCUUCAAUACAAAUGGAUUAAAAUCAUUGGCCAUGUGCUUGCUUUGAAUUCUAACUGGACCUGUGCCCUUUUGUAAACAGGUCAUCCGAAGGAAAGAUCUGAAGUCCAGCAAACAAAAUUGUUCGAUGGAUGUGGUAGAUACACUGUAUAUGAUCAUCAUAAAUAUAUAGGUGUGUGUAUAAAAAACUGUAAUGGCACGUGUCGUUCAGUUAGUAAAAUCAUAGAGGCAAAAGACACUAUUUAGGAGAAGUUUUGACAUUGUACAGUUCUUUUUUGGUUUUUUUUUCCCAUCCCAUGUUCCAAUCAUUGGUUCAAAUGUUGCGAUUUUUUAUAAAUCAAUAUAAAAUCUUAACAAGUGUUUAUCAUAACAAACUUGGUCGAGGAGUUUAUGGUAUAGUAUUUGUGAGGUUGGGUAAAUUUCAAGAUUAAUAAGUACCUAUUUAAUAAUGCCAUUUAAUGUUUAAAAUUAUUUAAUUAAAUACUUUAUUGUUUAAGCACAUUUGAUAAUAAAAGGUGAAUUUCUUAAUGAAUUAAGUACUGAAAUUGCAACACAAAACAUAAUCAAUAAUAAAUUUAUUAUUUAUUUGGCAAUUGCUUAAUGACUUCAAUAUUUUUAAUUCAGUAUUACCUCUUUAAAAUUAAACACUAAUUUUUAUCAAACAGAUCCAUUCCCAAAUGUUUCUCAGAGAUCGAGCAUCGAAAAUUCCGAGUCAAUAUCGCAAUCUCUACUGUCUCCAAUACCUUCAAUAUUAGACACGUUGUGAUGGAGAUAUGACGUUUUAUUGGGUCCAAUUCUGGAUUAAAAUUUGUAAGGUGUUGUUCAUAUUUGCCUGGAAGGCGGCACAUGGAGGACGGUUGUUAGUUCCCACAUCGGAUCACCUUUAACAAAGGGGAACUGAACAGUGCUAUAUAUGAGCUCUUCCAAGAAUGAUCCAAGCAUACCUUUCUCGGCCUUUUGGCUAAGAUCAAGUGUAGUAUCUGUUCUUAUCAGUUUAAUAUCUGAUACGUGGG